Acipenser ruthenus (sterlet) is the source of this 8866-nucleotide messenger RNA. Its product is annotated as glucagon receptor-like. Gene Ontology annotation, cellular component: plasma membrane. Lineage: Eukaryota; Metazoa; Chordata; Actinopteri; Acipenseriformes; Acipenseridae. The record is from RefSeq and is a predicted model, not a curated record. The transcript is spliced from 14 exons. Gene Ontology annotation, biological process: adenylate cyclase-activating G protein-coupled receptor signaling pathway; cell surface receptor signaling pathway. Bases 408 to 1949 code for a protein of 513 amino acids. Gene Ontology annotation, molecular function: peptide hormone binding; glucagon receptor activity.
UCCACCCGGAGACCCGAUUUGAGUUUAUUCGGCAGAAGCUUUCUAAUCAGAGCUACAAAAGUAUUAGUUGAGACUGGGCUAUAAUAUUAAAGGGUGGAACACAGAAAACGGAACUACAUCUCCAUCUUCAGAUGUCCUUUUAAUAUCAGGAGAAAUAACCAUUUGCCAUGAUCUAGAUUUACUUUGCUAUGUGUCGUAUUGGAAUAUCUCCCUGUCAGGAUCAAGACGGAUAUUAGUGCAUAGAAAGAUGUACCCCGAUUUGCUGACAGUUGCCCAGAGAGAUCAGUGUUUGAAAGGCCCUGCAGUGACCCCUUGAGAAGGUCCCCUGUGAACUCCCAUUAGAGGUCUUGAAGAACAUUGGGAGUCCCAGCCUCACUACAGAUGAGCUUUGACAGCACGACAAAGGGAUGUCGCAGGUGUUUCUCCUAACCAUGCUAGCAUUCUCAGCCAGUCAGGGAUUUUCAGCUAAACCCAUUGAGCUUCUGGUAGAGAAUUGGGAAAGCUACAAGGAAGAGUGUGCCAGAAACAUCAGCAGGGAGCCUGUCUCCACAGAACUAGUGUGCAACCGUACCUUUGAUAAAUAUGCAUGUUGGCCUGAUGGGUCUCCAAACACAACAGUCAAUGUCUCCUGCCCGUGGUAUUUGCCAUGGUAUGACAAAGUCCAAACAGGAUUCGUGUCACAGAGGUGUGGCCCAGACGGGGUGUGGGUCAUGAAGGACAAUGGGGAGCCCUGGAGGGACACGACACAGUGUGAUGACGAGGAGCAGGAUUGGCUUGGGAAGACGCUGAAGAGUUUCAAUAUCAUGUACACAGUGGGCUACUCUGUGUCGCUGGGUGCUCUGACUUUAGCACUGGGGAUUCUCAUAGUUUUCAGGAAGUUGCACUGCAUGAGGAACUACAUCCACAUGAACCUGUUUGUUUCGUUCAUCCUGCGCGCCAUGUCAAUCCUCAUCAAGGACAUGCUAUUCCGAUCAUGGGUGUAUGGCAACAAACUCCAUGAAGACUUCAAGAUCCAGCUCUGGUUCAAUGAUGAGGCUGCGGUCGGGUGCAGAGCUGCCCUGGUGCUGAUGCAGUACAGCGUUGUGGCCAAUUACACCUGGCUGCUGGUCGAAGGCAUCUACCUACAUAACCUGCUGGUCAUCACUGUCUUCACAGAGAAGAGCUACUUCAAUAUUUAUUUAUGUAUAGGCUGGGGAGCACCCCUUUUAUUUGUUGUGCCCUGGAUCGUUGUUAAAUACUUGUUUGAAAACACGCAGUGCUGGGAACAAAAUGUGAACAUGGGGUUCUGGUGGAUCAUUCGGUCCCCAAUAAUAUUCUCUAUCUUGAUCAAUUUCUUAAUUUUCAUCCGAAUAAUAGAAAUUCUUGUGUCAAAGCUAAGGGCCCACCAAAUGCGAUACACGGAUUACAAAUUCCGACUGGCCAAGUCAACACUGAUCCUGAUCCCAUUGCUGGGGAUCCACGAGGUGGUGUUCGCCUUCGUGAUGGACGAGCACGCCAAGGGCACACUGCGUCAUGUCAAGCUCUUCUUUGAGCUGUUCUUCAGCUCCUUCCAGGGCUUGCUGGUUGCUAUCUUGUACUGUUUUGUUAAUAAAGAGGUGCAGUCGGAGCUUCUGAAGAAGUGGAAGCACUGGAAGCUGGGCCAGAUUAUCGAAGAGGAGUACCGGCACACCUACAGCCAACCGUCACAUGGUAAGAAUGGCAACAGUGUACCCGCCCUACCUGCCAGUGAGAAACACAAGCUGGUGAGCAGCUACCAAAAUGGCACGGACAAGACCAAGAACAGCCUGCAGGCUCCCACACAGAAUAACCAAGGGAGCUGCAGCAGCAUGGUCACUGAGCAGAUCAGCCUGGCUGAGAAAAUGCACUGCUGCGAGUUUCCUCAGGAGAACGCCGACAGCAACUUCGGACCUGCCGCUGAGGUGGGGAGCAAAACUUCCAAGAGUAAAUAAAAAAACAAUUCAAAUAGCUGAGGGCCUGGCUGGGGCCUGUAUGCUGUAAGCAAGCCUCAGUUUCCUGGCUGGGAAAAUUAAGGUAUUCUUGCCUUUUGAAGACGGCUUUUCAGAAUUAAGUGUUAACAAUGUGUUGUCGAACUGCCUGCAACAAUCGAGGAUUCAACAAGAAGCCGAAUUGAGGAAAACCAUGGCUUUGCAGUGUUGACUAAGAACUGAAACAAUGUAAAUUAAUAAUAAUGCUUUUAGCAGCAGCUAUCAGAUGGUGACAGAAGUUUCACGAGUUGCAAGAGGACCCAGCUUUUUUUUUUGUUUGUUUGUGGUAAAACACUUAGGCUGCCUGCUCGACUAUGGCCAUCAGAACUCUGUUCAUAGUUUAACCUAUGAGGUACAGAUAGGUGCAGCAAAAAUUGGUAAGUCUUAUGAAAUCUUAUCAGAUUUAGGGCUACUGUACAUUAAGGAGAGGACUACAUAUGUUUAAUAGUGGUUAUUAAUUGCCACAGUUUCCAGUUUUUGUACAGUAUGCUUCCUUAAUUGCAUACUAUUGUGGUGUUGCCUUCGCAACAUUGCUUUCUACAGUAUUAUUUUUCAGAUGUGAAAAAGGGAAGAAGGAAGAGAGAGCACAGAGCAGACAAGCACAAUGGUAAUCCACAUAUCAACCAAUAUGAAGACUGUCUUCAAUGAAGUCUAUAUCUUUCUGUAAAAGCCCUUGGAAAUUCGUCUAAGCCAAUAUCAUUCAAUUGAAUGAUUUUUUCCUCUCAGCCGGAGAGAAGAUAACUGCAUGUGCUGAAUUAUCAUCACACUAUGGCAUGAAAGUAUAUAACAGAUACGCUAAAUCCCAAAACCGUAGUCACAUGCUCAGGCUACUCAUGUCUGGUCACUACUUCACACAGAAGCCAAAAGGCAACUCUUACUGUUGAACUCUGUUGAAUGUUGAGAAUGGUUUCCGUGGCGAGUGUUAUUCUGGAUACUGUAUGAGAUUCAUCGUAUGCUUGCUGCUAGGGAAUGUGAGACUCUUAGAGCUGGCAAACAAUGACCAAUCAGAUACUGCACCUUUUUAAAGAGGUCAAGACAGCUCAGUCCAGCAGGUUUUAUUUUCAUAUUGGCAAUGUUAAGGAAACAAAAAAAAAACUGUGAGUCCUGGAAUCCUAUCAGUAGGACACCUCUACCCUGAGUGAAGAAAACAGGGGGUCACAGAUAAUGCAUCGCAUGUUUGUUUUUAAUUUAAUUUAGCAAAUAAGGUCAUGAGCCAAAGUUUGUGGGUUUUGUUUUGCUUAUAUUUUUAAUACAAUUUUUGUUUUAAUAUUAUUUUAAUUUAUACUAGGGACUGCUCUUUUCAAAGAUUGGAUGAUAGCAUGAUCAAGUUUUAAAAUAUGUGCCUUUUUUUACAGAAUUUUUUAUUUUUACCCUAAAAUAUAAACAGAUUUUUGGUAUUAUAGUUUGCUUUUAGCCAUCUGCAGUAAGCCUACAAUGUAAGUGGAUGUGCAUGAUACAGUAUAAGUAAUGUUAUGCUUGGUAACAAUAUUAAGUAAAAGAGAAAUAAUGAACAAAAAGAAGCAAGUGGAAUUAGAAGAAAAGUUUAUGGUAAACCCUAGAGAGGUAUGGUGUGUCACACUGUGAUAGGUCUCCUAUUUAAAGCUGUCCUGACAACAUUAAACCAUUAUCAUUUCGAUGUGGAAGGUAAUGUAGAGGAAGCUCUGCCGAUUGUUGACGUUAUGUCUUAAGAGAAAUGUAGUCUUGAAAUUGGUCUUGAGGUGUUUUUUCAAAGGAAGCGACACAGUGAUAGUGUGGGGUGUUUAUAUUCUAUUUGUCGUCCCAUCUAUGUGGAUUAACCCAGGGUUGUAAUCUUUAGAACAAAUGAAUGAAAACAUGAAAUGUUCACAUCUCUUUAGGUCCAGAGACAAUACAUGUUGUUUGACAGCUCAGUUUACUAGUUCUGACAUGAGGGAAGUAGUUUUAUCUCUCCAGUGCCUGUCACUUCUGUCUAAGCUAUAACAUACAGCGUUUCAUUUCUAAAGCUAAACAGAGUGCUUGAAAGCACUGGUCAACAGACAAAUGUUUUUAUCACAAACCAAACAAAUAUGCCUAUUAAUAUGGUUAAUAAUGUUCAAAAAUAAGCUAGGCCAAACAAAUGCUUUUUAGCUUCUGUUUGAAUACCUUCUAGUUGUUGCACUCCUCAUAUGCUCGUGAAAGGGAUUCUUGUUAAGAUGAAAAGAGGUCCUAAACUUUUUUAUCCAGCACUGCUUGCUUUACGGUUCAUUACUCAGCCUUCUGAUAAUUUGCCCUGACUGUCUUUACGAGCUGUUUGUAUAAUGAUAAGAAUAGACUAAAUGAAUAGUGUAGUAGUGUUGUUUUAAUUGAAAAAUAACAUGAUUUUUCAUAUACUAUACAAGCAGCCUCUGUCUAUCUGCAGCUUAUCCUGAGGGGUUGUUUAAAAAGAACUACAGCUGGAUUGUUGGCAGCGUUUUACGUGAAAUUACAGUAUAUCUAGUGGGGAGGAAGUAAUAUAUAUAUAUAUAUAUAUAUAUAUAUAUAUAUAUAUAUAUAUAUAUAUAUAUAUAUAUAUAUAUAUAUAUAUGCGCAGAUAUGGCCUAAAAUUUUACAUCACCCUGUACAAUUAACCAAUGUGAUUUUAACAUAUUGAAUUACAUACCACUUUGCAUAUUGAAAAAUAUGACAUUGUGAAAAUAUUGUACUACUAUUAUGGCUUCUGGUAGACUUUUACAAUUUAAUUUUGUAGUUUGUUUGAUUACAGGAUGUUAAAAACAACUUUUAGCCAUUGAUGUAUGUACUGCAGUAUAUGUUACUUAAAUUUUGCCUAGAUCUUGAGAAAUCUAAAUGGGUCAUUUAUCAGAAAUCCAGUUGAUGGCUGUUGUUCUCUAGCUUUGGUGAUUCACUAUUGUUUUGCUUUGUUGUUGUUGUUGUUGUUGUUGUUGUUGUUGUUGUUGUUGUUGUUGUUGUUGUUGUUGUUGUUGUUGUUGUUGUUGUUGUUGUUGUUGUUGCUUUUUGUAUCUCGCAGGGUUUGCACCACCAUCUGUAUCCAUUUUCCUCAAUGUUUCCCAUUCAUAGAUGUGGCCAUACUACCAGGUGCUCCUCUUGUACUUCUCAUACCGAAGCAGGACUAAUCGGCCAGAUCAAUUUUUUGCAGAGAAAGAGCUCUUCUGUGCAACACAUUUCACGCUGUGAAGUUGAUAAUACACAUUCAGUAAAUAAAAAGUAUAGCAGCUGUAUAUCAACAAAGGCAUCCUGACAUUAGAUGCAUGUUAAAAUCUGGAAGAAAUAAAUAGUUAUACUGUUCAAAAUGAUAAAGUAGCUGUAUGGUAAAUAAAACUAAGACUUGGUGGUAUGUGUAUUGAGCAGCAGUACAAUCUUGUUAUAUUACUGUGCUAAAUGUUUAAAUAAAAGCAACAUUGGAAAAUGGAAAUAAGUGGAGGUGUAAGACUCACCAUAACCACCUCAAAAAAGUGUAUAUAUUGUGUAAUUAAACCUUCAGUUUUAAUUAAUAGUUUAUAUUUUAUUUUUGGAUGCUUAAGAAAAAAAAAAUGGUAACAAAUAUCACAUUAGAAAAUGAUUGACUUAUGUAAUUCUGUGAUACGUCAAAGAAGUGUGGUUCACAAUAUUCAUUUUUGGAAAUGUAAAAAAAAAAUAUCUAUGAAUCUCUAAGCCUAGUUGCACAAUGUUAAUUUAUAUAAGGUACAUAUGUAAAUAUGUGUAUAUGCAAUAUAUGAUAGAGUUUUUUCUAAGUAAUAAUACUCAGGCAGAUGCACGCAUCUAAUGUGAUGUAAUGCCUCUGAAUUUUACAAGAAUUUCUCAUUCCCAGCAAAGAAGCAGUUCCUGGGCUAUAGGCAGGUUUCUCAACAUCAACUGGUUUAAAAAAUAGUUGCUGGUGAUUGUUAAAAGUUGAGUUAGAGCCGUCAGAAGAUUGUAUUUUUUGGGCCCCUGGUUUGUAAAUGAUCUUAUUCUGGUAAGUCAAAGUGAGACUUCGGAUAGUUUCAAAAGGUUCACCUGUCAAAUGAGGACCUAGUUGAAUGGAGAAGUCUGUUUACCUUGACAGUAACGAAAUUAAAUUUACCUUUUACUUACCUAAAAAAAAAGGUUUCUUAUCACCAGGAGAGAACUCAAUUGACAAGUUUCAUGACGGACCUGUCUGCAGCAUUCCAAGUGUGAAGAGAAAUGACAGAAUCAUUUUCUGCAAAACCACAAGGUUUUUUUUUUUGGUUUUUUUUUAAUUGAUUGAAAAAAACAAUUCUUUGCAAAAAAAAAAAAAAAAAAGUUCUGCUUACUGCAGUUACAGUCCAGUGGUUUAUUCUAUACCUGAGAGAAACUGUUUUUUUUCUGUCUUGGUAUCAGCAAUACAUAUGAGGAUUCAAACUCUUUGAGAAACAGUUGCUUUUAUAAAAUUGAAAUUGGUUUAAAGAAGGUAGUGCACAUAAGGCAAUUAUUUAGCUUUGUAACUGCCCUUCCAAACUAGUCUGAUUUUUUUGUACAUUUAUUAGGAUGCUGAGCUGGCAAGCGCAAGGUACCAAGUUUGCACCCCAGUAAUCCCAGUUACUCCAGUCUCAGCUUGUCCACAGGGUUAUCUCACCCUGUCAAUCCCCACGUGUGUUUUUGGAAUGUUCGCCACACCACUUCAAUAUAAACCUUAAUAGUAGCUCAUAAGGUACAUUUUAAUUGUAUCACAAAUUUAAAUGGGGAGUAAAUAGUGGUAAUUGGUCUCUAUAUAUGUCACGGCUUAUUAGCCAUUUGAUAACCUCAGUGAGUUUAGAAAUCAAAUAUAAUACUACCGCUUAUCAAACAUGAAACUGGUGUAAAAAAACAAGGCACUUACUUGCUCAUUAAAGUAAUGCCAACUGCACAUCCAGCAACUGGCAUUGUGCUGGUAAUAUCUAAUCUGCCCACUCAGUAAUCUUUGCCCAGACAUGAAAGUUGAUUGCAUUAUUCUGGCUGUUGUGCUUAUCUUGUGCAAAACCACUGUAAUUAGCAACUGCAGCUCAAAGACAAAAAUAAAUCUAAAAACAAAUGUUGGUGAUCCAGCCAUUAUAUAUAUAUAUAUAUAUAUAUAUAUAUAUAUAUAUAGAGAGAGAGAGAGAGAGAGAGAGAGAGAGAGAGAGAGAGAGAGAGAGAGAGAGAGAGAGAGAGAGAGAGAUAGUAGUGCUUAAUGCCAGGCAUUUUAAAACAGCUUUCUUCCAGGCCCUCAAUUUUUAAGCAAGUAGAAAACACCUGUUCAAAAUCAGUAAGAAAAAUGUAAAAGAAUAGUUAAAAAGCACUUCAAAAUGUCUGAUCCGUUCAUUUCAACUUAAACAGCUGUUGUUCUCCAAUUACUCAUCAACUGUAUUUCAUGUAAUUGCUUAAAUCCCCUCCUUAAUAUUUCUGUAAAAAAUAAAUAAAGCAUUGGACUUACAAUGUACUAAGUGUAAAAAUGGUUUGUGCUGAAUGGCUAAUCUGCUGGCUGUAAUCUUUGCUAGUGCCCUGCUAUUAGUUUCUACCUCCACGGUAUACUGUUUUCACACAUUUACUGUACAUGCUCCAAUUAGUCCGCUAUUAAUUUAGGACGAAGAUAACGAUAAGAACACAUAUUGCAAGUUUAACCUAGGAAUGAGUGAUAGUACUACAAUCGCAAACAUGGCAUUUGGCGUAGGAUCUUAUCACCUGAAGCAUAACAGUGACGCCCUACAGCAGAGUUUGAGGAGGUGGGGGUAGGGGAGAAUGCAGAAAUAACAAAACAUCAAAAUGUAGUAGAAUCUAGUUACUCUGGCUGUCUGAAAACCCCAGUACUUAUAUCAUAUUAGCAGUAAUGCUCAACACAGCCUUCAGCUUGGGACUCCUAACUCCAACUACAGUGAGUUAUCUAGCAGUGGUGCCUGCUGCCUCAUGUAUUACAGUGCUCCCCCUUUAUAAGGUGGCCCUUUAUACUGCGGAACAGGUUAUAAGGCGGUACGGUCAUGGCUCCCAUUUGCCCCAUAAUGCCAUUACACUAACACUAGUAUUCUCAUUAAAAGGAAGAACACAAAUAGCACAGUCUCUUAACUAUGGCUCCUGACUACAGCGUUGUAACGGGGAGCACUGUAUUAUACAAAUGAUCGUCACACGGUUUCGUUUACUAUCUGAGAACCUGCUGGUAUCAAUAUUGACAGACAAAACAUUUUCUUUUGCAGCCACUUGAUCCAGAACCUUGUCUUUGGAUCGGAUCUGAUCCAUCUGAAUGUAUAAUUUGUGAUUUUUUUUCUUCUUUAAUGUGCCACUCUUUCUACCCGAUAAAGGGGAAGUUUAGCAUUUCCAAAGAUCUGUUUUCUAUUGUUUAAAAAGAGAUAACUGAAUGUGACACCUUGCUAAAUCACUAGCCUUUUAUAUAUUUUGCCUCUUGAAUCUCACUGAAUCCAAAUUGGCCAGAUACAUUUAGUGGUCUCAGCAUAGCCCUAAGUGAACAUUAGACCACAAAAACACUAUAAAAUUUGACAAUCGCAAACGCUGUGCCACAAAUAAUCUCACAGAGCUAUGAGGGGCAGCUCAUGGGGUCAUCAGGGCUAAAUUAGAAAUAUGUACAGUAUUUUUCAUUAAAUAUUUAGAAAUAAACUAUAUAUAUUAUAUAUUAAGUCCCUUAUUGAGAUGAGAGAAACAUUAUAUUUUUAUCAUUAUCAAUAUUACUUUUAUUUCAAUUUUAGCAUUAAACAUUUUAUUGUACCGAGAAGAGCCCAGUAUUCAUGACAGUGGAAAUGUUAAACUGCCUCAUUUUUAAAUUUCUCAUUUUGAAAUGAGUUCUUGCCCUGACUGCAGUCUCUGGCUGUCGCGUACAGUGAGUUGUACUGAACAGAUUCCAUAUACUUCUUGUUCCUGUUGUUUCAAAUGUACCUCAUGUUUGUAAUAUGUGAAAUGAUACAUUGUUUGUGUUUUGUUUGCCAUUAAAGAUAUUUUAAAAG